AUGAAGUUGAGUGACGAGAUAGAUGUUUUAGGCUAUAGUUGUGUUAAUUAAACAGCUAUAAACUUAUUAGCUUUCACCUCAGUUACUCCCUCAUUAAUUGCAACAACCAGCUCUAUUAUGACAAUCAAUCCAACAGAUGUGAGUUCAAGUGAAACUUUAAAUUAAAUCACAUCUUUUUCAAUGGUUGCAUCUACUGGUACUGCUGCUUCAAGAUAUACAUUAUAGGACAUUAGCACAACUGCAUACUGUUAGAUUCCUUACAGUGCUAGCCCAAGCACAAUGGCCUAUGAUACUAACACAGAUACCCCUAACUCGAAAAGUUAUGGACCAUUCACAGUUAAAGAUUGUAGAGGAUAGACCUAUGCUAUUACUUCAGUAACAUUACCUAAUGGAGCCAGCUUACCAUCAGGUAUAAUAACUUAUGACAGUACAGCAAAGACUAUUUCAGUUAAGAUUACAACUGCUGAAUUUCUAGCUUAUGUGGGAACAAGAAAUAUCAUGAUAACUGCAACUUUAAACGGGCAAACUUUAUAACCACUUGUUUAACUUACAGUCUAGCCUAAGUCAGAUUUAUUGAGAGAUCCAACAACUACUUUCAAUCACGAUACAAGUUAAUGUGAUGAUAAGAUAUAUCCUUUAAUUUAUGGCUAAUCGGCACAAUACUCACUUAAUCAUAUCACUGUUGACUCCAAAGAUAAUUUAUUACUUACUGGGACAGCUAUAAUUAAGCCGUAGGGGUAAAAUGAUGGUACUAGAAGAGGAUUUGUCUAAUUGCAAGAUCAGAGAGCAGCAACUUAUUGGAUUUUUGGAAUUGAGUCAUUAGCCUACUCCGGAAAUAUUGCAUAAUGCUCAUUUUCAUAAUUAUCUGGUGGAUUCGUAUACACAGGCUGCAUGGCGAAGCAUCCUGUGUUUCAUGACUUGACUUACACUCCUUUACUUGUUAAACUUGAUUAUAAAACAGGAAAAGGCAUUUACUUGAAAUCAUUACCUAUGGAUAGAACUAAUCCAACACUCUAAAAUAUUCUAGGAAUAAUAGUUCCAGCAACUGAUAAAGUUCUUGUUAUUUAUGAAUAUCAAUUAGGAGCUACAAAGUCGUUUGCUGCACUAAAAAUAUCAGAAACUGAUUUUAAAGUAGACUAUUUUAAAUUCUAUCCUAAUACAGUAGCAAAUUCGAUUCAGAUGAUAUUAACUGAUUCCCUUAAUAGCGCUUUUUUCUCAAUUGAAAUGAAAACAACAAGAGCAUUAUUGGUUAGAAGAAUAGAUAUCACAACUCAAUUAAUCACAAAAUAGGCUUAGUUAAAUCAAGGCUUGAUAGACUACUAAACAUAUCCCUGUCUUUACGAUAACACCAACAUGAUUGUCCCCUAUAUAGAGAAUUCAUCUCCUCAAAAAAUUCAUAUGUAUAUUUUGGACUUAACAGGACUUACAACAAUUAAAAGCAUUUUAUUAACUCUCACAGCUUCUACCUCUCUAUAAUAAAUAUCUGUGACUUCAGAUUCAGCAAAAAAUAUCUAUUUAUGUGGAGCUAGGAGUUAAAUUCUAUUUGUCAAACUCAGUUCUGAUCUUACAACAGUCCUUUACGAAAUGUGGAGGUCAGAUUUCUCAUCAACAUUAAGCACAAUUUGGGCUGUCACAGCUUCAGACAUCGCAUUCUUUAGUUUAACGGGAGUCUACUAAGCUGGAGAGCAAAUUUCAACCAUCAUUUUCAAAGGAACGGACAAAGACUAUAAUUGUUUUGAUAUCCCAACAGUAUUUUCAAACGACACAACAUAUUAUCCAACUCUAACAGUUUUGGAUACAGCUACAGUAAUUGAUUCAGUUGUAGAUUCACCAGUUGAUGCUUUAUUACCUGAUGAUAACUUGCCUGUAAUAAUGGAUGCCAAUGUCAGGCUAUACACAACAAGUUACUCAAGCACUCAAACUGAAAGAUAUGAUAUCGGUGAUGGAAGAUUGAGUAAUAAAUUUAAAACUUUUCCUUACUAAAACGUCAAGUGUGCCAUGAUAUCUGCUUAUAGGACUUAUAAUGGCCCAAGUAUCCAUGAAAUAAAGAGACAGGCAUCAUCCCCUUAUGUUAUCUAACUCAAUACGACUAUUCCUCAAUGCUAAUCAAGACCAGUUGGAAUCGCAGUUUUAGCACCUUAGUCAGAUACUAAUGCAUACAAGUAGUCUUUUGUUACUUACGACUCUGUUUUAAGCAAGAUAAGUUUUUCUUUAUCUACAAGCAUGCUUCCUUAGUAAUUUUAUCUGAAAAUUAGGUUUCAUGAUUUGGAAACUGGCACAACUUCCUAUUAUCAUGAUCACUCAAUUAUGAUUAGGAUAGUUGAUUCAGCUAAUCUAACCCUAAGCAAGUCAAAUUUUGACUACUGCUGGCAGAAUCCUUUCCCUAUGAGUUUUGGUUCUUCAUAUUACAGUUAUUCAAUGUAUGGAGGUGGAUUCUAUGCAAAUAGCACUGAUAAUAACAUGAUUAUGGUAGGGAAUGUAAAUACAGUCCAUAGUGCAUUUUCAAAUGAAGACACCUAUGAUGCAUAUGUGAUGAGACUAUCUGAGACUGGAUGGGUAGAAUGGUUAGAUUAGAUUUCAAACGGUAGGGGUCUCAAUGAUAAAACAACAAGUGUCACAAUGCAAAAUGGAUAUGUUUACACUUUUCUAACUACUCCGUCAAAUUCCUAUAAUGAUAUUUACUAUGCGAUCAUAAAAUUGACAUAUUUAGAAGGAAAAGUUGAAUGGGCUAGACAAUUCAUCAUUGUAAAUCCUCUUGACACAAAUAAUUUCUAUUUACUCACAGCCAAUGAUAUGGUUGCAAAUCCAAGAAACAAAACUUAGCUAAUGCUAUCGGUCCUUUUUGCUUGGAAUAACAAUGCUGGAACAUUUGCUGGUAACAUUAUGGUAAAUGAUAAUGUUACUCAUCUUGCUACAGAUUUCUAUUAAGUUAUAAAACCCCUUGCAAACUUAAAUACAGUCUCUGCUUUAGGUUAAAUGCUCUUUGAUCCUGAUACAAAUUCUGUCUAUGCAGCUCAUCUUAGUUAUCCAGUAAGUUCAAGCAUUCAAGACAAUAUCAUUAUCAAACAGAGUACAGUAGAUGGAACUGUAGAAUGGACUAGAUCGUAUUAAUUUGGUAGUAAUGCUCCAAGUGUCUCCUAUAUUCUCCCAACUUUAGCUUUCAAUAAUGUGACAAAAAAUUUAUAUGUAGCUUCAACUAAUGGUUAUGCGAAUUUGAUGAGAUUUGACACUAGUGGAGAUUUAAAGAAAAGAGGGACAGUUAGAUUAAGCAAUUAAUACAUCUAAAAUCUCUAAAUAGCCAUUGAUGAAUCUCUAAACCAAAUAAUAGUAGUGACUUAUAAUAAUUACAAUCAAAGGAUAGAAAUCAUGACUUUGGAUGAAAAUUUCAACUCAAUAUCUUAGACUUAUUUGGGGCAUUCAUAAAUGAGUGCUUAUUAUGGCAGAAUGAUUUAUCAGAUUGGCAAUUGGUACUAUAUCAUGCAUGAUUCUUCUAGAUUUGGAACAUCAUAUUCAGGUUAUAAUGAAGUAACUUUAAGCAGAAAAUCAGUGAAAUAUGAUGAUACAGGGAAAUAUGAAUGCCAUACUUACAGCAUAUUAUACAACUAUUAUACUUAUUCUGACUAUUCUCUUUCUAAUACCUAGCUAGCUGUUGGUGCUCUUGUCAUUUCUAAGGAGGCAUUAAUAGUUUUAGACAAUCCAAACAUAAAAUCUUAUCAGCAAUAGGCAUAUUAAAGUACUAAACUUUUAGCGAAUCCAGAUUAUUCUGAUGGUAUUUCCAACGUGCUAAAUAUACCAGGAAGUAAUUCUUACUCUUGUGCUUAGUUCACUGGCAAUACCAAUUAUAUGGGUCCUGGUAUUAUGGAAUUAGAUCCAAUUGAAGUUACAAUGGGAAGUACUGCAUCUUAUACCUUACAGAGCAGUUCCUUUAAGCAAUGCCAUGGCUAAUAUAUAUCAUUUGGUAGCUAUAAUCUCUACGACGAAGCUAUAAACAACACCAGAAAUGCAUACAACACUUUCAUUUCUAUUUCUGGUUCAUAGGUAACUGUUACUACCACAUCUGCUUCGGCUUAUCCAGGUUUUAGGUAUUUAGUAAUUACAAGUGCUUGCGCUGCCAGUGGAUAUUAAUGCUAAUCAAAUCUUGUACUGCCUUUAAUUAUAUGGCCCGCUUCCUUUACUCCAAUCCCUAAAGCUGUACCAACUAAAAUUUGCUUAGCAAAGAAUUCAUUCCCUAAAGUAUUAUAAGCAAGUGCUUACGCUUUCUAAUUUAUGAGUUAAGCAGAUGUUGACAAGGAUAAUGGUAAUUUUUUGAUGUGCGGAUAAUCAGGAAUCAUUUAAAAUAUCAACUAUGGUUAUAACACUCCAGGAUACAUUUUGAUGUCUGAUAUUAAUGGAAGAAUUUACUGGGCUUAUCAAAAUGUUCAUGUUUACUAAUACAAUGCCACACAUUAUAUUGGAUGUAAAAUAAUGAAUGAUAAGUCCUCGAUUAUAAGUAUUAUUUUUAUUGCAGAUUUAAAACUUGCAGUAGUAAAAUAAGACUAUUAAACCGGAAAACUAAUAUACAUGAGGGCUCUAAUUGGAUAAUAUUAUAGCUACAUCUAUUCAUUCUUUGACAGAUAGGAAAAGGCUGUAUAUGUUAGUGGUAACAGAUAAGAUCAAGUGUAUCCGUAUGAUUAUCGUUGGACGCUUAACCUUGUCAAAAUAGAUUGUUCUAUGGGUAAUCCAACAUAAAAAUGGUAUAGCUACUUAUAAUACAGCUACUCCUCUUCAUCAUAUCAAUAUUUUGAUGCUGUAUUUUCAAAAACGAAGGAUUAUUUUUAUGCAGUGGGUGGAGCUUACUUGUAUCCAGAUUACUAGCAGAUAGGUAAGUAUUCUAAAUCAACAGGAAAGAGAAUAAAAUUAGUUCAUUUUACCCCUUACACCGUCACUUAAACAAUUUUUAUGGAUGAAAAUGAUUAUGUAUACUGGUCAUCAGCAACAUCUAUGGGAUACUACAGUAAAUUAUUAAGGAAGCUCGAUGAAAAUCUAAAUCAAGUUGCAGCAGUUGAGCUAAGGAUAGAUUCAGCCUAUGUUUAUUCGCUUCCUUUAAUUAAUUCCAUGGAUAGUGAUGACACAUAUUUCUAUGAGAUGUUUGCAUUUAAUUGUUACAACUUGUACUGGGCGAAGUAUAAAAGAUCUGAUUUGCAAGUUGUAUCCCUGAAGAUGAAUUUCUAAGUCUUUGUUCUAGAAGAUAAGAUCUUAUCAUUUAUGUCAACUUAUGGAUAUUACUCUACUGGGAGUUGGGAAUCAGCAGUUGAUUCUAUGAACAAGGACUUAAAAAAUCCUUACUCUUGCAUCAAGUUCAACGAUAUGAUCAUCAAUCAAACUAACCCUUCACUUUCAUCAGUAGCCCCUUAUGACUUUAACAGCUCAUUUACCUAGACACUCUACUAAUUUGAUUACAGACUACAGCCAUUCUUAAAAUAAUAUUUGGAAUAUUAACCAAUGGGUGAAAGAUAUAGUUUUUCUGGAGCAAAGUAAAUUGGAUGUCCUUAUAUGGGUCCAAUUUUUGACAAAGAUUUGGAGGAUUAGAUUAUUGUUCUACCAAAGUCUAAUCAUUAGUAUACAUUUGAUUGGCCAUUAGAUUGUUCAGGAUAAGAUUUAAAUUUUACUUGGUCAGUAGAUGCAUAUUGGACAAUCCCAACUUUCAUGACGAUGACAAACACUACUUCAUCUUCAACUCUGACUAUAAAUCCAAAAGCGGAAAAUGCUGGCACAUAUGUUGUGAGGGUCAGAUUUUUUAUCAAAUAGAACAUAUUCCAUAUGUCCGAAAGAACAUUUGUUGUUGAGAUAUAUCCUGAGACUAAUUAUGGUUCAGAUUUGCCUAAUAUGGCUUGUAGUUAACCAGUGGUACCUAUCUUUUUUUCUAAAGAUUUAUCAUUCCAAUAACUAUAUGCAGAUGUUGAUGAGUAUGAUGAAUCAGUUUUACUAUGUGGCACUACCAAAACUGUCAAUGUUAGGAAUACUUCAUUUUAAGCUGCUUAUGUUUCUGUUUACAAUUCAAAUUUAGCUCCUAAGUUCUUUAUCACGAUAGAAGGAGAGUGGGGGCCGUAUUUAGCUACAUACCAUUGCUAAUUUGCUUAUUAAUAUGGAAAAUAUAUUGAUGGCAGAUAUUUCUUUUCUCCUUAUUAUGCUUUUAGAAUGUUUCGAGCUUUUGUGGAUUCAAAUACUGGAGAUUAAUAUAUAACUGGGUAUAAUGAUUAUCCAGUUUAUUCCCUAUUUCAAUACACUCAAGCUUUUGUGAUGAAAAUUGAUAAAGACUAUAAUAUUAUAUCUAACAUUUAAAUUCGUUCAGGAAUUUCUGGUUACGAUUAUGGUAUUCAUUCCUUUUUAGUAGACUUAUCUUCUAAUUCAUACUACUUGUUGACAUCAAUGUACUAUUAUACAACUUCUUACUACUAUCAUUUUGGUGUAUCUAAGUUAAGUUCUAUUGAUGGUUCUACAAGUUGGGCAAAAUAAAUGAGAGACCCAGCUAAAGGAGAAACAGUAGUUAGAGAUGGUUAUGGUUCUAGAGAUAUUUCAGCUGGAUUACUCCUUCUUUAAAAUUUGUUAGGAUAUGAUGUUUAAAUCACACGCCAUAGUAUUACAACUGGCAGCAAAGUCCAUAGAUCAGAAAUAGGAGACGGCUCUUCUAUGUCAAUGUGGAAAUCUAGAGACAAUGUGGCUAUGAUAGCUUCACAUACAAGAAGCUUGUUCUCUAGCUUCGUCCUUGUUAGAGCUGCCAAAUUAGCAAAAUGCACAAAUAUUUCGAAAUAGUUAAUGAAGGUCUUAUGGUAAUGGAUUGAAAAAUAACCAGAAAAACUACUAGCCGAUACGACAUUGGUAGAUAAGUGGGAGUCCUUAAAAAACUAAGUUAAAAAGCAUAGCAAAUUGCUUAAGCCCUAAUGUAAUACUAAUCUAUGA
Molecule: messenger RNA, 6939 nt
Organism: Stylonychia lemnae
Lineage: Eukaryota; Ciliophora; Spirotrichea; Sporadotrichida; Oxytrichidae
Source: the annotation of a GenBank genome assembly